This is a messenger RNA of Bradysia coprophila, 1629 nucleotides long. RefSeq names its product DEAD-box helicase Dbp80-like. The record is from RefSeq and is a predicted model, not a curated record. Lineage: Eukaryota; Metazoa; Arthropoda; Insecta; Diptera; Sciaridae. Gene Ontology annotation, molecular function: nucleic acid binding; RNA helicase activity; ATP binding.
UUUCAUACACAACCACCACCGCCACCACCUCUCUCACCAAACUGCUAUACAAAAAAAAAGUUUUGACAAAUAUUUCCAUUUGUUUGCAUCGAGAGUUGACUCAAACUUUGCUCGAAACGCGAUUUAUUCUGUAGAAAAAGGGAAGUACAUUCAUCAUAAUCAUGGCAACCGAUCCAUCUGGUUGGGGGACGCUGUCCCAAGAACGAGAAAUCUCUAAUAUGGUCUCUAAACUUGACAUUGAAAAAGAAUCAACCGCAAAUGGUAAUGGCAAGACUGACGAAGAGCAAUCGGACACACCAAGUUUGGCAGAUUCGAGUUUGCUUUCAAAAAUAUUUCGAAAGCAAUUAAACACAACCAGCUCUGAUUUAGAGGUACAGCGCAAGGAUCCGAACAACCCCUUGUUUUCCGUUAAGACUUUCGAAGCUCUUAAGCUACAUCCAGAUCUCCUUCGCGGUGUAUAUGACAUGGGCUUCAACGCUCCAUCAAAAAUACAGGAAACAGCACUGCCGAUGUUGUUGGCUAAUCCGCCACAGAACAUGAUCGCUCAAAGCCAGUCUGGAACAGGAAAGACUGCCGCUUUCGUUCUGGCGAUGUUGUCCCGUGUCGACACAAGCAAAAAUUACGUACAGGUGGUGUGUCUGUCGCCAACAUAUGAGUUGGCUAUUCAAACGGGUGAAGUAGCGGCUAGAAUGUCGCAGCAUCGGAAAGACAUCCAAUUGAGAUUUGCUGUCCGUGGCGAAGAAGUUCCCCGAGAUCGUAAACUCACCGAACACAUUGUCAUAGGAACGCCGGGAAAAAUAUUGGACUGGGGUUUGAAGUUCAAGGUGUUCGAUAUUAAGAAAAUAUCGGUUUUUGUGCUGGAUGAGGCCGACGUUAUGAUUGCAACGCAAGGGCACCAAGAUCAGUGCAUUCGGAUACAUAAGCAGUUACCUAAUCAUUGUCAGAUGAUGUUCUUCUCCGCUACGUAUGACCAGGAGGUCAUGUCAUUUGCAGAACUCAUAGUACCCAAGCCGACAAUAAUUCGAUUAAAGAGAGAACAAGAGUCUCUGGACAACAUCCGGCAAUACUACGUUAGAUGUGCCAAUCAAGAGGCAAAGUACGCUGCUAUCACCAACAUCUACGGCGGCAUCAGUAUCGGACAGGCGAUUAUCUUUUGUCAGACAAGGAAAACUGCCAUGUGGUUGUCCGGAAAAAUGAGUCAAGAUGGACAUUCCGUUGGAAUAUUGUCAGGCGAGCUAAAUGUCGAACAGCGAAUUGCUGUUUUGGAUCGAUUCCGGGCAUCCCUCGAAAAAGUCCUGAUAACAACGAAUGUGUUGUCGCGCGGCAUCGAUAUAGAGCAGGUUACGAUCGUGGUCAAUUUCGAUAUGCCAGUGGAUAUGAAUGGAAAGGCAGACUGUGAGACAUACCUACAUAGAAUCGGACGCACAGGUCGCUUCGGUAAAUGCGGAAUUGCGGUCAACCUUAUCGAUUCGGAGCAAACGAUGCAAAUUUGUCAAGAUAUCGAAGAACAUUUCGGCAGAAAAAUUUCGAAGAUAGAUACGGAUAAUCCGGAGGAAAUCGAAAACAUACAGAACUAAUAUAUUCAAGCUUUCUAAGAAAUACAUGAAACGUAACGGCGUUUUGUUUUCG